CGUCGAGCCCUUGGGGAGUCACACGGGCACCGACCGCCCGGGACCGGUGAGGUGAGAACGAGCAGGAUCAGCAUCAUCACGUCUCCCGACAGGUACAGUCCGCCGCGAUGAGGCUCCGUCUGGCCGGGGCCGUGCUGCUGUCGGCGGCCGCCUACUACGUCUACCUGCCGCUGCCGAGCGGCGUGAGCGAACCGUGGAAACUGAUGCUGCUGGACGCGCUGUUCCGGAGCGUCAUGCGGGCGAGCGACGUGGCUCACGCGCUGGGCCUGUGCCACCGCAUCCACCUGUUGAAGCAGGUGGUGUCCUGGGUGGAGGUGAUCGAGGCCCGCUCGUGCGCCGCCGUGCACGUGACCGACUCGGCGCUGGGCGGCGUCCCCGCCCGGGUCUUCCAGGCGAAGGGCGGCGAGACGCCGAAGAGAGGAGUGGUGUAUUUCCACGGCGGAGGCUGGGCACUGGGCAGCGGCCGGAUGCGAUCCUACGACCUUCUCUGCCGGAAGAUGGCGGAGGAUCUGGACGCCGUCGUGAUGUCUGUGGAUUACCGCCUCGCCCCGGAGGCGGUGUUCCCAGAGCAGUACAACGACGCGCUGGCGGCGUCCCGGGCCUUCCUGUCCGCUCAGGUGUUGGAGCGCUACGGCAUCGACCCAGAGAGGCUGUGCGUGUCCGGGGACAGCGCCGGGGGAAACCUGGCCGCCGCCGUGGCUCAGGAGCUCGGCUCAGACGACAGCGCGCGCGUGAAAUUCAAGGCCCAGGCGUUGAUCUACCCCGUGCUGCAGACCCUGGACUUCCACACCCCGUCCUACCAGCAGAACCAGGACGUGCCCAUCCUCUACCGGCCCGUCAUGGCUCGCUUCUGGCUGCAGUACCUGGGCGCCGACUCCUCACUGGAGCCGCUGCUGCUCGCCAACAACCACAGCUCCCUGGACCAGCCGGCCAUCGGCGACGACGCCCGCUCCCGACUCGACUGGACCGCUCUGCUCCCGGGCGAGCGCAAGAGGCACUUCCGGCCGGUGGUGCAGGAAACCGGGUCGCCGGGCUUGGCGGGCGAGCUUCCGGCUCUGACGGACGUGAGGGCGGCGCCGCUGCUGGCGGAGCAGGGGGUUCUGGGCAGGACGCCCAAAGCGUACGUGAUGACCUGUGAGUUCGACGUGCUGCGGGACGACGGGCUCAUGUACGCCAGGCGCCUGCAGGACGCCGGCGUGGCGGUGACCAGCGAUCACCACGAGGACGGUUUCCACGGCUGUAUGGUGUUCGCCCACCUGCCCAUGAUGUCGAGCGUCGGACGGAGGAGCAUGGACAACUACAUCCGCUGGCUGGACCAGAACCUUUAGCUCUGGAGCGCUGUGAACGCCAGGAUCCGUAGAGUCCGUUUGUGAAACUAGAGACGUGCCGGAGCAGGAAUUCUGGUUCCUGCCGUGUUCUUCACUGGAGCAGCUGCACAACUUGUAAAUAUUUAAAAUUCAAAUUCCAACGGUCGUGAACUCCGGACGAUUUAAAAAUUAUAACCACGAGAAUCGUCCUUGAGAACUUUGGAAAAACCCAAACACGUUAACACCCAACAGAAAAGAUCACGGCAGAUAAAAGCUUUUGUUUUAAUCUUCAAAACUUUUCGCCGUUGUUUUCACGACUAAGUCUGAUCUGACUCGCCCCCCCCCCC
Messenger RNA from Scophthalmus maximus (turbot), 1654 nucleotides. RefSeq names its product neutral cholesterol ester hydrolase 1-like. Gene Ontology annotation, cellular component: membrane. Gene Ontology annotation, molecular function: carboxylic ester hydrolase activity. The transcript has 5 exons. Bases 108 to 1328 code for a protein of 406 amino acids. Lineage: Eukaryota; Metazoa; Chordata; Actinopteri; Pleuronectiformes; Scophthalmidae. The record is from RefSeq and is a predicted model, not a curated record.